AUGAAUCCGCACCAACAGAACAAGGUGGACAUCAACUCUCUGAGCCCAGACGAGCAGCGUCUUCUCCGUCUGUAUGGCAAGAUGCCCACCAAGAAAGACCUCCUCCAGAACAAGCUCAAGGAACGCAAAUACUUUGACUCGGGCGAUUACGCCCUCAGCAAAGCCGGCAAAGCCUCCGACGUAGGCGUCACCAACAUCGGGUCGCGCCACCCGGUCCCCGAGAACAUCCCCCACCUGACCGCGACCUCGCCGGGUGCGAACAACCCGGCCGCAACGAGCGGCAACGGCGGCAGUAUCAGCGCGCAAGGAGGCCAGCAGAUCCCCGGCAGCAUGAGUGGGCACCCGGGCUCCGUCGGGUUCCAGAGCCGCAGUCCCGUGAAGGAGGGCAGCUUCCUGCACCGCAAGUCGAGUGCGGGCGAGGGUGAGACCUCCCCCACGGCCCAGGACAAGGAUGGCAAUGAGCCGAGUGUGAGUCCCCCACCUGCGAGGGAGGGUGUGCCCAUCCGCCGGUGA
Messenger RNA from Penicillium lagena, 513 nucleotides. Its product is annotated as endosulfine family protein. Gene Ontology annotation, cellular component: cytoplasm. The transcript is spliced from 3 exons. The record is from RefSeq and is a predicted model, not a curated record. Gene Ontology annotation, molecular function: protein phosphatase inhibitor activity. Bases 1 to 513 code for a protein of 170 amino acids. NCBI's taxonomy places the organism in Eukaryota, Fungi, Ascomycota, Eurotiomycetes, Eurotiales, Aspergillaceae.